CAAGACCACAGAACUUUCCCUCCAUUUCCUACACACACACGCCAGCAGAAUCUUUCUCAUUCCGAAAACGGGUUGCUGCUUCGUUAACAACAUUAGUUGAAGAAGGAGGCUAGGAAAAAAAAAAUGCUGGAAGGGAAGGCCAUCGUGAAGGAAACAGACAUGCCAGAGAGCAUGCAGAUCAAAGCCAUGGCUUCUGCUUCAGAAGCGCUCGACACAUUCGACGUGCUCGACUGCAGAUCCCUGGCUGCUCACAUCAAGAAGCAGGAAUUUGACAGAGCUUAUGGAGGAGGAUGGCAGUGCGUGGUGGGUUCGAGUUUCGGUUGUUUCUUCACUCACAAGCAAGGGACUUUCAUCUACUUUGCUUUGGGAUCCCUCAACUUCCUUCUCUUCAAGGCUACCCCUCCCACUUGAAUUGACUAUUUAUCACAAUUCAGUAGUUCAUCACAUGUAAUUUUGCAGCUGUGAGUUAGAAUGCAUGCAGAACAAGAUCUGUUGGAGUAGUUAUAGAUUUCCCUUUGAUAAGUUUUUUUUUCAAGUUAGCUUGUGUGUAUCAAUUUGAUUGCUAUAAAUGUCAACUAUUUACAAAGAAGACAGAAAAUUGAAAUG
Molecule: messenger RNA, 606 nt
Organism: Linum tenue
Lineage: Eukaryota; Viridiplantae; Streptophyta; Magnoliopsida; Malpighiales; Linaceae
Source: the annotation of a GenBank genome assembly